AUGAGCCAAGGGCGACACCACAUUCUAUCUCAUCAGGACACGCUUGCCUUGACUGUCGAGAGCAUCCAGUCCCAAAUUUCGGGUCUGAUCUUUGUGACAUUUUGGGUCCGAUUCAUGGUGGGCUAUGAAGCUUCGUGGAACAACUAUCUCUGGGACCUAGACAAACAAGUCAGGGACAUAUCUAUCGCAUCACAAGAAGCACUGAAUUUGCAGAAUCAGCAACAGAAAAUUGUUGAUCAGGUGGAAGAGUGGUUUGCUGAUUACUCGAUCACUGAUACACUGCAGCGAGCCAGUCAACUAAGUGAUCUGAUCCAACGGUGUGUCCAGCUGAAACAAAACCUGGAGUGCCAGGAAGGCAUCUAUAUAUUUCGGCGAAGUCAUCCUCGAAUGCCCUAUCGGGAUGAGAAGAUGCGGAUUCUCAUUGAGGAGGUUGGCCUAGAUGAGACGAUAGACUACAGUGUGUGGCCGGGUCUUUACAAAAUUCAACAGCCGGGGAACUGGGUGGUUAUAGAAAAAGAGAUUGUCAAGAUAUCCGCGGCAACUGACAUAGUAUCUAUCACAGAUGAUUCUGAAGGGCAAACGGAAGAUCAAUUGCUAGAACUAUAA
Penicillium nucicola is the source of this 606-nucleotide messenger RNA. RefSeq lists its product as uncharacterized. The record is from RefSeq and is a predicted model, not a curated record. Bases 1 to 606 code for a protein of 201 amino acids. Lineage: Eukaryota; Fungi; Ascomycota; Eurotiomycetes; Eurotiales; Aspergillaceae. The transcript is spliced from 2 exons.